Helianthus annuus (common sunflower) is the source of this 747-nucleotide messenger RNA. RefSeq lists its product as uncharacterized. The record is from RefSeq and is a predicted model, not a curated record. The coding region runs from base 1 to 747 and encodes 248 amino acids. The transcript has 2 exons. NCBI's taxonomy places the organism in Eukaryota, Viridiplantae, Streptophyta, Magnoliopsida, Asterales, Asteraceae.
AUGCCCCUCGAUGUCGUUUCCGACGACGACGUCGAUCUGUUUGAGGAGGACCCACCUGAGGCUGACUAUGAGGGUGAGGCCCCCAUUGCUGCUGAUGCCAUCCUACCUAUUGCUGAUGCUCCUGCAGAGGAGGCUCCUGUUGCUUCACAUGUCCCUGACUCAUUUGAGUCUGUGGCGUCCGCAUCUUUGCACACUCAGGGAGUGCAGCACCACUCUUACAACGCCGACCCUGACAUGGCGUCAUCAGCUACACCUGCUCCCGCACACAGCUUCGAGUUUGAUCACGAUGUUGAUGAUGAUCUGGAUCCUGUUUUUCCCCCUGAGGAUCCUGUUGUUGCACCACUUCCUGAUCCUGUGCCGGUGAUGUUCGACCGCGCACCUUUGGCGACCCAUAUAGAUCCACGUUACGCUGACACCCGUAACGGGUGGAUAGAUGAUGACGACGAUUACCCACCAUUCGUGUUACCAGUUACACCUCCUUCAGCACCCGUUUCAGCACCCAUUGAUGUUCCGUUGUUUCCCCAGCACAUCACGGAUGCACACCGCACUGAUCUUCCUGUUACAUUUCUUCAGGACAUCCCUCCACCACGUCCUGAGGAGGGUUCAUCUCGACAGCCGUUUGGUCAUACACCUUUCGUGUCAGGAGGAGGCCAGUUCGUACCCCAGAUUUCUCAUCCUACUCUUGUUCCCACUGUUGUACCACCCACUGCACCAUUCUUCAAUCCAUCUAGCGAGCCAUUCCUAUAG